Messenger RNA from Thecamonas trahens ATCC 50062, 1584 nucleotides. RefSeq lists its product as uncharacterized. Bases 1 to 1584 code for a protein of 527 amino acids. Gene Ontology annotation, cellular component: ribonucleoprotein complex. Gene Ontology annotation, molecular function: mRNA 3'-UTR binding; ribonucleoprotein complex binding; selenocysteine insertion sequence binding. The transcript is spliced from 3 exons. Gene Ontology annotation, biological process: selenocysteine incorporation. NCBI's taxonomy places the organism in Eukaryota, Apusomonadida, Apusomonadidae. The record is from RefSeq and is a predicted model, not a curated record.
AUGUCUGCCGAGUCGGAAUGGGCUGUGGUGGCCAAGCGCAAUCCUGACUUUGUGCUCUCAGAUGCGGCGUUUCCUCCGCCGUCAGCGGUGCGCAAGCCGCAGGACAAAUCGCCGGCGGCGCGCAAGCUGCAGGGCGAACCGUCGGCUUGGAGCCAGCCGCCUCCGCAGCGAUCGCAGCCGGAUCAGCCGAGCAAGGCUUCGCCCAACCGUGCGGUGGCCACCAACGCGUGGGGCCUCCCGGCUGUGCAGCCGGCAGCGGCGGCCGGAGGAGACGACGGAAGCGGGAAAAAGAAGCGGAAGCGGCGUCCGCGCCGGAGAAACAAGACCAGCGGCGGCGGCGGCGGCGGGAGCAGCGGGAGCGGAGUGGCAGAGGCCCGGCGCCGGCCAGCGCCGGGCCCGGGCCAGAUAUCGCUGAUGGACUUUAAGAUCACCAAGCGCGUUGGUCAGCGAGUCCGCAAGCAGAUGGGCAUCCGCCAAAAGCUGGCCGAGUCCAAGCGCAAGGCGCGCCAGGCCCGAUCGGCGGCGGCGGCGCCGACCUCGUUCACCGCCAAGUCGCAGACCCGCGGCAAAGUCCGCCGCCGCAAGAAGCGGCUCUCCACUUUGAAGAAGGUCGUCAACUCGGAGCGCGCCCGUCUACUGGAGGCCCUGCGGGCUGCCGCCGCCGAGAAUGGUCCCGAUGCAGACCCCGACGUCGGCCCUGAUGAGAAAGCGGAUGCGGUAGAUUCAGAUCCCGAUGCUGGCCUUGAAUGGGUCAAGCCGCUGCUCGAGAUCGAAGCUUUCGCCCAGCUCCUCGCCGAGCUCGAAGGCUCCAGCUCUGGCUCCGACGCGGGCUCUGACGCAGGCUCAAACGCGGGCUCUGACCCAGACUCUGGCGACGAGACCGGCCUGGCCAACGAGCUCGAGGACGCCAUCGCUACCGAGCUGGAGACCGGGCUGGAAGCUGCCCAGGUGGCGCGCAUGGCCGACGGCGCCUCGUCGGAGCUCGCUGAAGAGCUCGAGGAGGCCGCGCGCGCCGAGUCUGAGGCGCUGCGCAUGUUCCUGGCACGGCUGCUGCCGCGGGCGCUGCAGCUUGCGCACGUGGCGGUCGCCAAGAGCCCGGCGCUCGCGCAAGUGCUUCCGGACAACCACCGCGAAUAUGUGGACCAGCUUGUGCCACCCGAGCUCAACCGGCUAAUCCCGCCCAUGCUCAAGGAGCUGUCGCGGCUGCAGGAGCGGGCCCGCGUCCUCAAUCCGACCAAGGCCAAGCGGCGGCUGGUGACCGGGCUGCGCGAGGUGGUCAAGUUUGUCAAGGUCGGGACCGCCAAGGCCGUCAUUGUCGCGCCCGACAUCGAAAAGGUCGAAGCCGACGGUGGGCUGGACGACAAGAUCGCCUUUAUUCGCACCAGGGCCGCCGAGCUCGGCAUCCCGCUGGUGUACGCGCUCUCGCGCAACAGGCUCGGACGGGCCAUGGGCCGCAAGCUCAAGAUCUCCGUCGCCGCCAUUCUGUUUUACGACGGCGUCAACACCGAGUUCAACCGCAUGGUCGAGCUCGCCGACGAGGGGCGCGCAGCCUUCGACGCUGCUCUGGCCGCCGCCGAGUCCUAA